Molecule: messenger RNA, 507 nt
Organism: Caenorhabditis remanei
Lineage: Eukaryota; Metazoa; Nematoda; Chromadorea; Rhabditida; Rhabditidae
Exons: 4
Coding region: 1-507 (168 amino acids)
Molecular function (GO): gamma-glutamylcyclotransferase activity
Source: RefSeq, a predicted model, not a curated record
AUGACGUUUUUCUAUUAUUUCGCUUAUGGAAGUAAUCUGCUCGGUGAUAGAAUUAGAUAUAAGCAAAAAGGAGCUGAAUAUGACUGCAACGGAAGGCUCGACAAUUUCCGUCUGGAGUUUGCCAAUCAUUCAUCGAGAUGGCAAGGAGCACUGGCAACUGUGAUGGAGGAAAAUGGAAAAGAGGUUUGGGGAUGUGUUUGGAAGAUGCCGAAUGAGUAUUCUGAUUCACUAGACGAACAAGAAAAGGGAUAUCAUCGGUUAAUGGUUCCUGUCCAGACCUCCCAUGGCUUGAUCAUCUGUCGAACAUACCAAUUUUCGGAUCUUGAAGCCGACCCAAUGCGUCCAUCUCCGCAUUACAAACUUGUUAUUUUGGAAGGAGCCAAAGAGCACAAACUUCCGAAUGACUACAUCAAGAAACUCGAAUCAAUUCCCGACAAUGGAUUCAAGGGAUCCGUCGACGUCGACAUUCCACUUCUAGCCAAAUUGAAUGUGAAAACGGAAAUGUGA